ACCACGUAGAUCAAAGGUCAUUUCUAUAAACUAUGGUGGCUUCGUAGACUCGUUGACAGCAGCAGUCAAAAUGACUAGAAAAAAUGGAGUAAGAUUUUUGGUAUUGCUUAGUACUGUUUAUAUACUGGGUGGCCAGUCAAGAGAAAUUGACCCAUGUCUCACGUACUCUAACCUCAGUGAUCCAUUGAGGAGCACGUUCCAGCAACCAAGACAGACAGAUACUCUAUUAUGUGAUCGGUACCUGGUCCAAGGCUGGUAUAGAUUCUUAGAUGGAUUAAUUCCAACUACAUGUAUUGAACCCUUCCGAUGUGGAACCCAAGCACCCAUCUGGAUGAAUGGCACCAUUCCAAGUCCUAGAGAUGGAAUUGUAAAACGUAACACAUGUGUAAAUGCUCGUUCAGGAACAGAUUUUGCAGGAACGUGUUGUUCUAUAACAAUACCUAUAGAUGUUAGAAAUUGUGGUGAAUUUGUUAUUUACAAUCUACGUAAUACACCAGGAUGUCCCAUGUCUUACUGUGUUGAAUCACCACCACAAUUACCAUCAGCACCAAGGCUAAUCGGUCCAGAGAUUAUUGGUAAUCUAUUCCGGUUCGCUUGUACUAUAUCAUUCCCGGCUGGAGCUAGUGACGUAGCUUUUGACAUCACGUGGUCGUUUGAUGGUCAACCAUUCAACGGCGUUCCCGCUACUUCCAUCACUGGAGAUGAUCGGGUUUCAUAUCUUGAUCAAGAACACUGGAAAGGAAACGUGGGGAAAACGCUGCGAUGUCAUGUACGGGCCUUUCAUACGUCAAUGCCGAGUGUUAAAGGUAGUUUUAUUGAGAGUGAUGGUUAUUGGGGCGGAAUGAUGGUAUCACCAAACACUAUAUCAGUAUCAGAGAGUGGUGAUGAACAAACUGUAAAUGUAACCUGUACUUUACCUGUUCUAUGUCACCAUAAAAGAGAGUGUGCUAUUCAUUUAACAAUGGACGUUCAGCGGGGUUCUUGGGAGGAUAUAGUUGCUGUGAGAGAUUGUCGUCUGAAAUUAAAUAGAGAUGACUGGAACCCCGUUAAAAGAUCCGCGAUGACAGUUACCAGUAUCAUGGCAACACGAGAUUUUGUUGAUGAUGGUGACCAGCAACUUUUACUCAACUUCAAUCCCGACUUUUCAGCCGCUUCUGAUAUCUGGCAGGGCUACUCUUUUCCUGGAGUUAAGGUGAUGACAUUGGAUGGUAUAACAAGUCGAUGCUAUGCCUUUUCUGAUCCACAUAUCCGAGGACUCGAGCGUAUCGGAGUUUAUCAUUUGUAUGAAGAAGGUGAUUAUAUAUUUCUUAGAAAUAAGAGACGAGCUUUUGAAAUCCAUAUAAGAUCAUGGCCAUGUGUUGGACGUGGUUGCAUUUGUGCUGUAGUUAUUAGAGAGGGAAAUGAUGUUAUAUCGGUAGAUGUUUGUGAUAAUACUGAUGGUAAUACACCCGCUAAACUCAGAGUUUUAUCAGGACAGGAUGUGGCACAAGGUACCAAAAUACAAAGAUCUAGAGAUGGCCAGACAUUCAUGAUAACCUUUGAAUCUGGUAAUUGGUUGAGAGUAAAGGAUUUUCGAGCUUAUUUAAAUGUAGAGGUACAAGCUACAUCUAGAGACUAUGGUGCACUAGAAGGUAUUUGUGGAACCUUUGAUAACAAUAAAAGAAAUGAAUUUAUCUCUCCUAAUGGUAUGAUAUUUGCGGAUUCUGAUAUUCCUGUAGAUUUCAUGAGAUCUUGGAGAAUACCAACUGAACAAAGUUUAUUCACAGGUCAAUUUCAAAGAAUAGCGACAACCACAUUAUCCAGACCCGUGCUUCAGCCAUAUCAAUGUAUGUGUAAAACGUCAUCAAAUCUUGCAGAAUGUGCAACAGCUAAGGCUAUACAGGAUCCUAAUACCUUGACAAUAACCAACUAUAUGGAUAUAACCAUAGCAGUAACAACCGAAUCUCAUGACGUCAAAACAGAAGUUCCGUCAACCAGAGGAAAUGGACGAGAAUUUUUGAAUGUGAUGGGUGGAGGGUUACCUACCGUGAGUUUAACAGAAUCUGAUGCCCGAGUUAUCUGUAGAAAUAGUAUUAUAAAUAUUACAUUGGGCGUUGAUUGUGCUACUACACUCAAUCUUCAUCUGGAUGGAUUUAUAUCAUCAUGCGUGCAAGAUACAAUGCUAACCGGAAAUGAUUUCUUCGUAAGAGGUAUGGUUGCAGCAUUUGAAGUAGCCUGUCAGGAGGCUAUUCUUAGAAAUAUAUCAAGCUAUAAACAAGAUGGUAUCGGACGUCGUGUUCCACCAGAGGCAGUCACAACAUUAAUGUGUCCUAACCAGUGUAGUCUGAGAGGACGGUGCGGUGAUGGAAUUUGCAGAUGUAAUCCGGGUUAUGCCGGUGAUGACUGUUCUGUGGAGAGCAGUCGUCCUCCAAAAGUUAUUUAUAUUAAUGGUUAUGGGAUUUGUGAUGUGGAUCAGAGACCAUGCGGUGUUGCUAUCCUCAUCGUUGACAAUUUUAUGGAAACCCCUGAUACGAUUUGUCAAUUACGGGAAGUUGAAGAAGUCAACAGUGUCCAUAGACCACAAGGAAUCAGAGUGACGGUUCCUGUCGAAUUUCAGAGUAAUAGAGAAGUCAUUUGUCAUCUUUUGGAUUCUCAAGUUUCGAAAGACGUGUCUGUGAGGAGAUAUUUUUUGUCAGUAUCAACGGACGGUCAGAGAUUUAGUAAUGAAGUAAUUUACACUGUUUAUGAUUCUACCUGUCAUCGAUGUACAAGGAAUGGCACGUGCUCUUUAAAGGCAGAGACAUGUCUUAUUGGUGAUAAAUGUUGGCAGAUGAACCAACCAAAUCCGCUUAACGCUAACCAAAUAUGUGACCCUUCGGUUAACUCUAUGGAUUGGACUCUAAAAGCAGUGACAACAGAAAGUCCGACAAGUCCGACUACAACCUCGGUCGUAUAUAUACCUGCAUUGGUCUAUAGUACGGUUAUAGUUCCUACGACAUCAGAAGUUCCAAGCACAACUCAAAGCACGGGCACGGUGCUUAGUACCACAGCAGUUCCCAAACUUACCAACACAACGACACUUCCCUAUUUAGUUCAAAGUGAUGAAAUUCCAGAGUCUGCACAGCAACCAGUAGACAAAUGUAAUUAUAAAAACAUCAUUAAAUACUAUGAUAGAUGGGAUAUCUGGACAAGUAAUAGGACAGGAUGUCCAUGUGAUUCUAGUGAUUCUAUUGGAGAAUGUGCAUGUUGUGAAGUAGGGGCGUGUCGCUGUCUAUCACCUAACGCCAACCAGUGUACAAGAUGUGGUGAAGAAGAAGCCGGCUGUAACAAAAGACUCGUAUCGCCAGAAUUUGGUAUUGAUGGCUGGACUAAAAGUCUGGACGGAUGUCAAUGUCCAUAUAAUCAGUUCCGGUAUAACUGUGCAUGUUGUCAGAAUGGAGCGUGUCACUGUGGAGAACGUAAUAUAAAUCAGUGUGCGCCAUGUUGGAACACCGGGGUUUGUGGCUCCAAGCCUGAUGUAUUCGGAACGUCGUAGAGUUAUUUUAUUCAAUUUGCCAAUCUUUCUAAAAUAAAAUCUUUUUCCUUGAACUAACUAAAUGCCUCUUAGUCAGUCGUUACUUAUGACUGUACUAGAAAGAGCUAUACUAGUACCAUAGAUAUACCAAUAAUAACUAGUAUAGUAACUAACUAGUAUAUAUAUAUAUAUAUAUAUAUAUGUAUAUAUGUAUAUAUAUAUAUAUAUAUAUAUAUAUAUAUACUAGUUAGUAAGACAAUCUUACCACAAUCCUUGUAAGGUUUUAAUUCUUUAUUUCACAACUACCAAAUCUUUCAACACACCCGCUGUUGAAAGAUUUGGUAGUUGUGAAAUCAAGAAUUAAAACCUUACAAGGAUUGUGGUAAAACUUUUCUCACAGUUGUUACAAAGAUAUUAAAGUUUUUCUUCGCUUAUUUUGAGACUUUUUUUUGCUUUUUGUUUUUGCUUUUUUUUUAUAUAUAUAUAUAAAAAAUCUUGAACGUAGCCAGAAUGUCAACUGUUUGUAAAUAAAUUUGUGAAAUGUGGAAGUCAUACCAUUAUCAUUGCAAAGUUUUUACCGAUAUACGAUGGGUAGGCAUUGUCUUUUUUGAGACUUUUUUUUAUCCAUAUUGUUUCCAAUUUAAUGACUUUUCAACAUUUUUCUGUGUUUGUAAAUGUGAGAAUAAUGAAGUUGAGAAAUUGGAGGUCUUACAAAUAUCCACACGUUGAUGAAACGUGUUUAAUUGUUUUCGAUAUUAUUAUCUUAAAUUCUUAAUCUAUUUCAUUAAAUUUUAUACUCCCA
Messenger RNA from Patella vulgata (common limpet), 4295 nucleotides. RefSeq names its product von Willebrand factor D and EGF domain-containing protein. The record is from RefSeq and is a predicted model, not a curated record. The transcript is spliced from 22 exons. Bases 71 to 3514 code for a protein of 1147 amino acids. NCBI's taxonomy places the organism in Eukaryota, Metazoa, Mollusca, Gastropoda, Patellidae.